AAGGACCCCUGCGCCGCCUUAUGAUUGGCUGCGGGGAGGUUCUCAUUCUUUUUCUCGCUCGUUGGCGAAGAGGGAGUUGCCAAGAUGAAUGACACGGUAACCAUCAGAACCAGGAAGUUCAUGACAAACAGACUUCUUCAGCGCAAGCAGAUGGUGAUAGAUGUUCUCCAUCCUGGGAAGGCCACAGUCCCCAAAACAGAAAUCCGGGAAAAACUGGCAAAAAUGUACAAGACGACGCCUGACGUAAUAUUCGUCUUUGGCUUCAGAACUCACUUUGGUGGUGGCAAGACAACAGGUUUUGGCAUGAUUUAUGAUUCCCUGGACUAUGCAAAGAAAAAUGAACCAAAGCACAGGCUUGCCAGGCAUGGCUUGUAUGAAAAGAAGAAGACUUCUAGAAAGCAGCGAAAGGAGCGUAAGAACAGAAUGAAGAAAGUUAGGGGCACAGCCAAGGCAAAUGUUGGUGCUGGCAAAAAGAAGGUAAUCUGUGUGGUGUUGCAAUAGCUUGUUAUCAGCUCA
Molecule: messenger RNA, 516 nt
Organism: Dryobates pubescens (Downy woodpecker)
Lineage: Eukaryota; Metazoa; Chordata; Aves; Piciformes; Picidae
Gene: RPS24
Product: ribosomal protein S24
Exons: 5
Coding region: 85-501 (138 amino acids)
Biological process (GO): translation
Cellular component (GO): ribosome
Molecular function (GO): structural constituent of ribosome
Source: RefSeq, a predicted model, not a curated record